AUGGGAACCCAAACAGCACCUUACAAUCCCACCAACGCAUUUCCUUCCAAUAACAAUGCUAGUUACCAGCAGCGACAACUACCACCUGUGCCUCCUUUAAAAACGAACAAUGACAUGUUCAAGGUGGCUCGUAAGCCUUUACCGCAUCUCGAUCAACAAGCAUUACGUUCCUCACGCCCUGUAUCAUUCACUCCUGCAAGCACAACGUCCACUCCACCCUCCUCUUACUCUUCCUCUUCUUCUUCUUCCACGGUUGUCAAUGAACGACGUCAAUCGGCACUUGGUAUUAGAAGGUCGCAUAACAUGCUGAGUGAUACGGAUGACAAUGAAUCGGUUUAUUACAACAAUUAUGCAGUACAUCUUGAGAGCGACAAGGAGUCAUCCACCGGCAAAAAGUUUUGGUCGAAGCCACGGACGAAUGAGAAAUGGAAAGAGCUGAAUCAAAAGCUGAAAGAUGAGAAGAGAACAAAGCAGGGCAAGAAGCUAUGGGGCAAGAUUGUCAAGGCGAGUCAAAACAUGGCUGAUCGAUUACCAUCAUUACGUGAUGAUAGGGGACCCGAAUCGGAUGAAUCGGAUUGGGAAGGUGAAACGCAUGUGUCACGAGUGAUUCGCGAGUAUUAUGAAAAGAAGCACCAGCCAUUGCCAAAUUGGAUGUUUGAUGAUGAACGUAGCAGGCAGCAGCAGCAGCCAUUGAAACAGCCAAAAAGCCAAGAUGUGAUGAAUAGGAGAGCUCACAGGAAACCAAAGCUAUGGGAGAUGGACGAUGCAUCACAACGACAUCAUGCCACGUCUCGACUACAACCACCACCACCAACACAACAAGGACGUUCACGUUAUAUGCAAAACAAUUAUCCAUCACGAGAAUCACUCGCUACUACUUACCAACGUCGUAAUGUAUCUUAUGAUGCGAGCUAUACAAGGCCUGACGACAAUGGAUAUCUCCACCAGGGACGACAGCCAUUUGUGUCACGAACGAGUUGGGCUCCAGGUCAAUCCACUGAAGCAAGAAAUCCAUCAUACGAGUAUCGACGACAAUCACAUCAGCAAACAAGGCCUGUACAUAUAUAA
Molecule: messenger RNA, 1068 nt
Organism: Lichtheimia ornata
Lineage: Eukaryota; Fungi; Mucoromycota; Mucoromycetes; Mucorales; Lichtheimiaceae
Exons: 3
Coding region: 1-1068 (355 amino acids)
Source: RefSeq, a predicted model, not a curated record